Messenger RNA from Eupeodes corollae, 538 nucleotides. Its product is annotated as acyl-coenzyme A thioesterase 13-like. Lineage: Eukaryota; Metazoa; Arthropoda; Insecta; Diptera; Syrphidae. The record is from RefSeq and is a predicted model, not a curated record. Bases 66 to 491 code for a protein of 141 amino acids. The transcript is spliced from 2 exons. Gene Ontology annotation, molecular function: fatty acyl-CoA hydrolase activity.
UGUCAAACUAGCAGUUUCAUAACAAAUCUUAAAUAAUUUUGUCGAUAAUCGUGUAUCUUGUAAUUAUGUCGGCUAAGAAAGGUUUAGAAUUUUUAAAGUAUAUUGCUGAGUAUAUAGCUAAAUCUAAAGGAUAUGAUAGUGUGAUGAAGAAGGUUGAAAUCACGAGUGGUGGCGACGGAAAGUGUUUGGCAGAAUUUACUGUCUCAGAAGAACAUCUAAAUCGUGGCGGGGGACUACAUGGAGGAUUUACUGCCACACUUGUUGAUAACAUAACAACAUAUGCUCUCAUGUCAAAAGACUGUCAUCCGGGUGUCUCUGUUGAUUUGCACGUAAGCUAUUUAAAGGCCGCUAAGGAGGGUGAUGAGGUGAUUAUUGAUGCCACAACAGUUAAGGCUGGAAAAACAUUAGCAUACAUUGAAUGUGAACUGAGGCACAAAAAGAAUGGUGCUAUUAUUGCCAAAGGAGCACAGACAAAAUUUGUUGGAUUUUAAAGUAUUUAACAAAACAGCAAAAUAUGAAUAUAAAAUUGUAUGUUUAA